Messenger RNA from Propithecus coquereli (Coquerel's sifaka), 3116 nucleotides. RefSeq names its product tsukushi, small leucine rich proteoglycan (gene TSKU). Gene Ontology annotation, cellular component: extracellular matrix. The transcript is spliced from 2 exons. NCBI's taxonomy places the organism in Eukaryota, Metazoa, Chordata, Mammalia, Primates, Indriidae. Gene Ontology annotation, molecular function: protein binding. The record is from RefSeq and is a predicted model, not a curated record. The coding region runs from base 575 to 1639 and encodes 354 amino acids.
CUCCGCGUACGUGGUCUGUGCCUGUCGACGUGUCUGGAUUGGGUGUCCGUGGAGUGUGUGCGCGCCGAGAGCCGGACGCCGCCCAACUGCUCACUCCCUUGCUGUCCACCCGGCCCCGACUUGGCUUCAAACUUUUCUCCCGGUUCCUCGGGCAACAGCCCCCUUUCUCCCCACUGCAGCCCAGCCGGGGGACGCGGGCAGCCCUCCCGCCUUGCUCCUCCGGAGGUCCUGGGCCGCGAGGGCGUGGGAUGGGAUUGGUGGGUCGGGGAUAGGCAGCGCCUGGGGCGUGGCCGUGGUCAGGGCUGGGCGGAGCGUGCGGACACCCCCGCGGACCCCGACUUGGAGGGAGGAGGGAAGUGGCUGGUCCUGGGCUCUGGCCCGGGUCUGGAGAGAGAAGUGGGCGGUUGGCGUUGCUCGCCCUGCGCUUCUUGGAGAGAGCGUGUGACCCAAAGAGACGCGUCUGCUUGGCUGAGAGACCGGCUCCAGCUCCAGCCCCAGACUCGGCUUUGAGAUCCGCUCUCCAUCUGCAUCCAGCCCUGGGGUAGGGGGACCAGCCCUCCGAUUUGCCUCCACCAUGCCGUGGCCCCUGCUGCUGCUACUGCUGGCCGUGAGUGGAGCCCAGACAACCCGGCCAUGCUUCCCCGGGUGCCAGUGUGAGGUGGAGACCUUCGGCCUCUUCGACAGCUUCAGCCUGACUCAGGUGGACUGCAGCGGCCUGGGCCCCCACAUCGUGCCCGUGCCCAUCCCCCUGGACACGGCCCACCUGGACCUGUCUUCCAACCGGCUGGAGACGGUGAAUGAGUCGGUGUUGGCGGGGCCAGGCUAUACCACGCUUGCUGGCCUGGAUCUCAGCCACAACCUGCUCACCAGCAUCUCGCCCACCACCUUCUCCCGCCUUCGCUACCUGGAGUCGCUCGACCUCAGCCAUAAUGGCCUGGCGGCCCUGCCGGCCAACAGCUUCACCAGUUCACCCCUGAGUGACGUGAACCUUAGCCACAACCGGCUCCGGGAGGUCUCAGUGUCUGCCUUCACUACCCACAGCCAGAGCCGGGCACUGCACGUGGACCUCUCCCACAACCUCAUUCACCGCCUCGUGCCCUACCCCGCGGGGGCCGCCCGGCCCGCGCCCACCAUUCAGAGCCUGAACCUGAGCUGGAACCGGCUCCACACCGUGCCCGACCUCCAAGGCUUGCCCCUGCGCUACCUGAGCCUGGAUGGGAACCCCCUGGCUGCCAUCGGCCCAGGUGCCUUCGCGGGGCUGGCGGGCCUUACACACCUGUCGCUGGCCAGCCUGCAGAGGCUCCCCCAGCUGGCACCCUAUAGCUUCCGCGAGCUGCCGGGCCUGCAGGUUCUGGACCUGUCGAACAACCCCAAGCUCAAGUGGGCAGGGACUGAGGUGUUCUCGGGCCUGGGCUCCCUGCAGGAGCUGGACCUUUCGGGCACUGGCUUGGUACCCUUGCCUGAGAUGCUGCUGCUCCAUCUCCCAGCGUUGCAGAGCGUCAGCGUGGGCCAGGAUGUGCGGUGCCGGCGCGUGGUGCGGGAGGGUGCCUAUCCCCGACAGCCUGGCUCCAGCCCCAAGGUAGCCCUGCACUGUGUAGAUACUCGGGAAUCUGCUGCCAGGAGCUCUGACAUCUUGUGACAAAUGGUAUGGCCUGGGGCCCCAUGACAGACUGCCGCCCUGGGCUUGCUCAGGUCCUGAGUAACUUAUAUUUUAACGUGCCAGUGCCAGUGGGGAAUCUACAAGCGUGUGUGGCGGCAUCAGCGCAGGAGGUGUGGACCUAGGAGAGGCUUUGGACCUAGGACCAACACUCAGGAGCAAAGUCUUGCCCCUUUGUCUAUGUUGCCCCCUCAAACCAUGAGCAAAGGGACUUCAGUGCCAAACCAGACUCUGGUCCCUUCCUGCUGCCCUUCCCCACUUGUCCCCCAAGUGCCUUCUCACAUGCCUGGCCCGACCUGACCCACGAAAGGAGGAGGGUGGGCAGGAGCUGCCACUGCAGGGCAGAGUUCAGGUCCACGGGGCUGAGCAUCCCCUUCGGGCCCACGGUCCGUCACUCAGAGGCAUGAGUUUCUUUUAUGACAUAGCCCCUUUGCUCUGGGCCCAUGAGGCUGCUUCAUCCUUUUCUCUUCCCCUGGAACCCUGGGUAUAACCUUAAUUACAGAAGGAACUGGAGAGAAAAUCAAAUCCAUCCUCCUCAUGGGACAGAUGGAGAAACAGAGGCCUAGGGAAGGAAAAAUGUUAAUCUGAGUUCCUCCAGUGGCAGAGGCAUGUCAGGGACUCACUGUCCUGCCUUCCAGCCCAGGUCCUUUGCCCUUUCCUGUCUUCUCUAAUAAGUCCUCCCCUUCCUAGGCUCCCCCUUCCCAUCAUUUGUGCCCUUUCCCUGUCAUCCCCAGGAGCAGCAGCUGCAGGACAGGCAAGGGCCUUGAAAGUGGGUCUCUGGGCGCAGUGACCGGCUGUAUCACAUAGUCGGCUCACCUGUCGCAGCCUCUGGAGGCUUAGGGCAUUUAGUUCCCAGCCCUGCCAGUUCCUCGCUCGGGGGUGAGGUCCCCCAACAUCACAUCAAGACUGGAAAUGUACCUGUUUUCCCUGAGACACUGCCUCUAGCUGCUCCCCCAGGGGAGUUGAUGCAGUCCUGGAGCCCUGUCUGGUCGUGACUCCAAGGGCCUCCUGGAUUCACUGGCCCUGAGCCCAACAGCCCGGCUCACCCUCCCACCCUCCCAGGGAUGCAGCAGCAGGAGGCAGGGUCUCCCCAACCCAUGUUUAUGCUCCAUCCCCAGGGUGGCAUCUCAGCUUCCCAGCCCUGGGCCCUUUCCUUAGCCUUCCUUUUAUAAAAGUUGCUGCCUUUUUAAUGGACUGACACUUUCAACCCCCAUGCCCCACCCCUGCUGGCAGGGGAUGGAAAUAUGUCAUUUGUAAAAGAAGAAAAAGGUCACAUUUGUUCACUUUUGUAAUAUUGUGUCCUGGGCAUGUGUUGGGGGUGUUGGGCGGAAGCCAGCCAUCAGUGGCCAUGUGGGCUCUGGGUGGGGGGGGAGGCUGGUCCCACAGAGAUGCCCGCAGGGCAGUGAGAGCUCUGUCUUCCCCACCAGCCCAACCCAGCGCCUGACUAGUCCUCCGUUUA